GGCAUCUGAACAGAAUGGAUAUCUGGGAACAGUCUUGAGGAACGGACUGAAUGCCUAUUUCAAAGGAGACUGGAUCAUGUCUUUGAUUUAUUAUCUGAGUGCUGCAGAGAGUGGAUUUGAAGCAGCUCAGUUUAAUGUGGCGUACCUGUGUGAGCUCAACUCAAUAUUUUAUAUCUCUUUGGAUCCAGCGCUGGUGACUCAGUGCAUGUUAAGAUAUUAUAACAUGUCGAUACAGGCUCAAGAUCCGGCUCCGUACGCUUUGAUCAGAAUGGGAGAUCUGUUCUAUGGUGAACAUGCUUUGGGCACAAAAGAGGUUUUUGAUGCAGCAGAGAUGUACAAGCAAGCAGCACUCAAGAACGAACCACAGGGUUGGUAUAAUCUUGGCCUGCUUGUCCAAAAUGGAGAGUCUCUGCCGUUCGGUGUGCUUUCUGAGCUCAAUUUGCUCCACCUUCACUUGACAGACAGACAGAAGCUUCUCCACACCCUGUACCAAAGAUGUGGAGAGACCAAUAGCACUGAUGCCUACCUGCCCUGCACACUGGCACUGUUCAGCGCACACCUGCAAUCUUUACAACUACAUCAGGAUACUGCGAUAAAGCUCAUUGCCACAGUUUCGGCAGCAGUUGGAACUCUGUCUUUUUCUUUUGUAUUCGGACUAAUUAAAUGGAGGACAAUGCCACUCCACGAAACAUCCCAAACAUCUGCUUCCAACCAAACCCGAGGAGGAAUCAUAAAGAAAUCUACCACAUAA
Messenger RNA from Sinocyclocheilus rhinocerous, 751 nucleotides. RefSeq names its product protein sel-1 homolog 3-like. The transcript has 8 exons. NCBI's taxonomy places the organism in Eukaryota, Metazoa, Chordata, Actinopteri, Cypriniformes, Cyprinidae. The coding region runs from base 77 to 751 and encodes 224 amino acids. The record is from RefSeq and is a predicted model, not a curated record. Gene Ontology annotation, molecular function: protein binding.